CGGCCGGAGAGCGAGCUCCACAACUCCAGUAAAUCUAGCAGCCAAGCGCCACCACUACAGAUGAAGUGUGGCACAGCAUAUAUAUAUAAAGGUAAAGAGGUAGCGAGAGUGACGGACAAAGAAAGAAAUAAAGAAAUCAAAGCCUACGAGAGCGAGGCAGGGAUGGGCCGGACGAGGGACAUGCUGUGCGGUGCAGCGGUUGCAUCCUCUGCCUUGUCAUCUUCUCCAGCCUCGGGCGGCCGUCGUCGCCGCUCGCCGCCACCGCUUCUUCCCUUGGUGGCGGCGUUGCUCAUCAUCUCAACCAGCAGCAGCCUCGUCUGGUGUGCGGCGGCGGCGGCGGCGAAGGGCGGGGCGGGCCGGAAUGUGAUCACGCACAUCAAGGGCUUCGAGGGCCCGCUGCCCUUCCACCUCGAGACAGGGUACGUGGAGGUGGACGAGGAGCACGGCGCGCGGCUCUUCUACUACUUCAUCGCGUCGGAGAGGAACCCGGCGGAGGACCCGCUCAUCCUCUGGAUCACCGGCGGCCCCGGAUGCUCCGCCCUCUCCGGCCUCCUCUUCGAGAUCGGCCCUCUCAAGUUCGAUGUGGCGGGGUACACUGAAGGUUUCCCGCGCCUCGUCUACUUCGAGGAUUCAUGGACCAAGGUGAGCAACGUCAUCUUCCUGGACGCGCCGGUGGGCACGGGCUUCUCCUACUCGCGGGAGGAGGCCGGCCUCAACGUCAGCCUCACGGGAUCUGGGCGGCAGCACCACACCUUCCUCCGCAAGUGGCUGGCCGAGCACCCGGAGUUCGCGUCCAACCCGCUCUACAUCGGCGGCGACUCCUACUCCGGCUACACCGUGCCCGUCACCGCGCUGGACAUCGCCACCCACAACGACGACCCCAAGCUGAACCUGGUGGGGUACCUGGUCGGCAACGCGGGGACGGACGACCGGUACGACUCGGGCGGCAAGGUGCCGUUCAUGCACGGCAUGGGGCUCAUCUCCGACGAGCUCUACGAGGCCGCCAAGGCCGGGUGCGGCGGCGACUUCUACCGGAGGCCAGACCCCGCCAACGCGCGGUGCGCCAGCGCGAUGAUGGCCAUCAACAUGGUGACCUUCGCCGUGAACCCGGUGCACAUCCUGGAGCCCUUCUGCGGCGCGGCGGUGCGCGGCCCCAGCAUCUUCCAGGGCUACGGCGGCGGCAGGCGGUCGAUGCUGGUGCAGGACGACGUCGGGCACCCGGGCUUCUUGGAGAAGAGUAGGCUGAACCUCCCCGUGGAGUGCAGGGACAACGGGUACCGGCUGUCCUAUAUCUGGGCGGACGACCCGGAGGUGAGGGAGACGCUGGGCAUCCACGAGGGGUCCAUUGGCUCCUGGAGCCGGUGCACGAUGCUGACGCACUUCACGCACGACCUCACCACCGUCAUCCCACACCAUGUCAACCUCACCAAGGCAGGAUACAAGGCGCUCGUCUACAACGGCGACCAUGACAUGGACAUGACCUUCGUGGGCUCCCAGGAGUGGAUCAGAUCGAUCGGCUACCCCAUCGUCAGCGACUGGAGGCCAUGGUUCGCCAACCGACAGGUCGCAGGGUUCACAAGGACUUACGCCCACAACCUCACUUUCGCCACUGUAAAGGGAGGAGGGCACACAGCUCCGGAGUACAGGCCCAAGGAGUGCCAGGCCAUGUUGGAUCGAUGGACCUCAGCAGCAGGGCAGCUGUGAAGAACUUAUUGGGGGGGGGGGGGGGGGGCUGAGAAUAUCAACAGAGUGUAUACUGCAGUGGACGUCCUUCCAUCUUGUUAUCAAAGAUGUAAUAAGAUUAAAACAGGCUCAAAUUCAUUGGGAAAGCGCGCGGUCAUAGGAGCAGCUUGUACUUAACUGAACAGGACGAGCUUAAUUAUCAGCUCAUUAUACUACUUGGAACCUUUUUGACCAAGAUACUGUUGUCCAAAUA
This is a messenger RNA of Setaria italica (foxtail millet), 1936 nucleotides long. Its product is annotated as serine carboxypeptidase-like 2. NCBI's taxonomy places the organism in Eukaryota, Viridiplantae, Streptophyta, Magnoliopsida, Poales, Poaceae. Gene Ontology annotation, molecular function: acyltransferase activity, transferring groups other than amino-acyl groups; serine-type carboxypeptidase activity. The record is from RefSeq and is a predicted model, not a curated record. Gene Ontology annotation, biological process: secondary metabolic process; proteolysis. Bases 61 to 1704 code for a protein of 547 amino acids. The transcript is spliced from 6 exons.